Molecule: messenger RNA, 537 nt
Organism: Rhodofomes roseus
Lineage: Eukaryota; Fungi; Basidiomycota; Agaricomycetes; Polyporales; Fomitopsidaceae
Exons: 2
Coding region: 1-537 (178 amino acids)
Biological process (GO): regulation of transcription by RNA polymerase II
Cellular component (GO): transcription regulator complex; PcG protein complex
Molecular function (GO): RNA polymerase II cis-regulatory region sequence-specific DNA binding; DNA-binding transcription factor activity, RNA polymerase II-specific
Source: RefSeq, a predicted model, not a curated record
AUGCAUCAGUGCAAGGUUUGCCUCAAGUUGUUUCCCAGACCUAGCGGAUUGGCCACGCACAUGAAUUCCCAUUCCGGGGCCAAGCCGUACAAAUGUCCUAUUCCGACGUGCACGAAGAGCUUCGCCGUGCGAUCCAACGCCAAACGUCAUCUGCGCACGCAUGGCAUUUUUCCUACUUCGGACCACAGCAGCACUUCCCAGUCUCAAUUUACCGUGGGCUUCGACACGCCUCUAGUUUCCGAUGUGCACGAGGUCGGGAAGCUCCCGUCGAAGCUCCGGUGGAUUCCGCAGAGUUUGUCCACGCGCACGAACGUGGAGCACCUCAGGGAUGCGCCGUCUGACUCUGAGGAGGAGUACUUGCGGCCUUCCUGCCCUAUGCUGUCUGUUCCGCUGCCGCCUGUGAUAUCUUCUUCACCCACGUGGAAUCCAGACGAUCGCUAUGAGGAGCGCGACUCGUACGCGGAUGCGGAGACGAGCCCAUACAUCCCUAGUCAGGUACGCAUUCGUGGCCGGUGGAGUCUCAUCAUUCACGACUGA